CUACAAGCCCAGCGCAGGAGAGUCAUCAUCUGGGUCUUCCCAUGCAGUGAUGGAUAUCUCUUUGCCCACUGGAAUCAGUGCGAACGAAGAAGACUUAAGAGAUCUUGUAGAAAGGGUGGAUCAGCUAUUAACUGAUUACCAAAUCAAAGAUGGACAUGUUAUUCUGCAACUGAAUUCGAUUCCCUCCAGUGAUUUCCUUUGUGUUCGAUUCCGGAUAUUUGAACUUUUUCAAGUUGGGUUUCUGAGUCCUGCUACUUUUACAGUGUAUGAAUACCACAGACCAGAUAAACAGUGCACCAUGUUUUACAGCACUUCUCCUACUGAACUUGACAAAGUCUGUGAAGGGACGGUGUGCAAGUGUGUAGAAGCUGACUGUGGGCAAAUGCAGGAAGAAUUGGAUCUGACAAUUUCUGCAGAUACUAGAAAAGAAACAGCAUGUAAACCAGAGAUAGCAUAUGCUUAUAAAGUUAGCAUCACAUCCAUCACUAAAGAAAAUGUCUUUGUCAAGUACACUGCAACUCUUCUGGAUAUCUACAAAACUGCCCUUCCUGCGGGCGCCCGGGACACCCCUGGGCUCGUUCACCCCCGAACAGUCACGGGCGCUGCUCUGCUCCCGGAGCUGCGCUCGAAAUUGCAGAUGGGGCGGUGGCGAGGCGACGGUCCCCUGCCCUCGGGGGGCACACGGACGGGGCUGGGGGGCACAGAGAAGCAACCGAGCAUCAGAGAGCGGAGCGACAGGGGGCUGGCGGGGCGCGAUGGCAUCGCAAAACGGGGCGCCCAAGCCCAUCCUGGGGGCGGCCCACGGAGACUUCCAGGGGAAGCGGGGUCGGGCCCAGGUAGCCCCCAGGGGCAAGCGGGACGCCGGGGAGACAGGGGCACGCAGCGCGGAGAGGCUCGGCGCAGAGGCGGGUGGGUGGAGCCACGGACACGGGGCCCGUGGAGGUUCAGGGUGGAGAAGCGGGUGAAGGAGACCAUUAUGGAGCAGCCAGAGGGGAACUUGCUCCCGAGGCGGGUAAAGGGGGUGCGGGAAGCCAAGGGAAGGAAGGGCUACGAGCCAGGUGAGAGUGGAGGUCCUGAUUUAUACUCAGAUGUAGGGUCCCAGGCCCUCUUUGCCAGCAGUCCCUGGUAG
This is a messenger RNA of Galeopterus variegatus (Sunda flying lemur), 1129 nucleotides long. RefSeq names its product complement C5-like. The annotation marks the transcript as partial. Gene Ontology annotation, cellular component: extracellular region. The record is from RefSeq and is a predicted model, not a curated record. Lineage: Eukaryota; Metazoa; Chordata; Mammalia; Dermoptera; Cynocephalidae. The transcript has 8 exons.